Messenger RNA from Xenopus laevis (African clawed frog), 1137 nucleotides. RefSeq names its product zinc finger protein 36, C3H type-like 2, gene 1 S homeolog (gene zfp36l2l.S). NCBI's taxonomy places the organism in Eukaryota, Metazoa, Chordata, Amphibia, Anura, Pipidae. Gene Ontology annotation, cellular component: cytoplasm; nucleus. Gene Ontology annotation, biological process: regulation of mRNA stability; 3'-UTR-mediated mRNA destabilization; positive regulation of nuclear-transcribed mRNA catabolic process, deadenylation-dependent decay. Gene Ontology annotation, molecular function: metal ion binding; mRNA 3'-UTR AU-rich region binding; mRNA binding. The record is from RefSeq and is marked provisional.
UGGAUCUGAAUGGGGAGUCAAAGCUGGCAAUGGAGAUAUCAAAUGACAGUCUGGAUCUCUUCUCUUCAUUCUUUCCCCAACUCUCUCCUCCUGCUGAUCCAGAGACUCCGCUCCUCCCUUCUUUCUCGGCACCUCCAAAGCACUCGAGCCUCUCAUCCCUGCGGUACAAGACAGAACUGUGCAGCAGAUACGCAGAGAGUGGAUUCUGUGCUUACAGGAAUCGCUGUCAGUUUGCCCAUGGUCUAAGUGAGCUCAGGCCUCCAGUUCAGCACCCCAAAUACAAGACAGAACUGUGUCGCUCCUUCCAUGUCCUUGGCACCUGUAACUAUGGCUUGCGUUGCCUGUUCAUUCACAGUCCCCAGGAGAGAAGGGAGCCUCCGGUCUUACCUGAUAACCUCAGUCUUCCACCACGCAGGUAUGGUGGUCCUUAUAGGGAGAGAUGCCGCCUCUGGAGUGCCCCUGGUGGCUGUCCUUAUGGAGCUCGGUGCCACUUUCAGCACCCAAAAAGUGCCAGGGAGACUUGCCGUCACUUUGCUGCUCUUGGAGACUGUCCAUAUGGAGCUUGUUGUCACUUCUCUCAUAGCCCUCCCCUUGACAGGUGGGGUUCAGGAACAAAGAAUAGCAGUGGGUCCCUCUCCCCUUCAGAUCCAGACAGUGACCCUGACACCCCUGUCCUCUCAGAAUCUCCUGCUAACAAUGCCUUCAGUUUUUCAAGCCUCCUCCUACCUCUUGCCCUGCGCCUGCAGAUUCUUGGAGAUGAAGACUUGCCUACUGCUUCUGACCCACUGCCUGGAGAUGAUACCGACCUACUCCCUGGAGAUGAAGAAAUUGCUCAGGGUCUACUGUCUGUCCUCGGCUAACUUUAUACUUUAUUAUAAUGACUCUGGCAUAGAAUUAACAUGCAUAGCAUGUUGCCCCAUUUUUUUUUCUUCUUUCUUUUAUCUUUUAUGCCAGCAGUUGAGAAGCCAGUCUUAUUUACAACCUUCUCUUGUACAUACAUUUAUUAAUUUAUUGCCCACCUGACUGCAGUUAUGCUAUUUUAAUAUUGGUUAAGUGGCUGGUGGUUUUUAAGACAAGAUGUUUUUAUGUCACUAAUUAAUUAAAAGUGUGAUUUUAUUAAAUCUGUUUUUAAGCGUA